Messenger RNA from Fibroporia radiculosa, 570 nucleotides. RefSeq lists its product as uncharacterized. The record is from RefSeq and is a predicted model, not a curated record. The coding region runs from base 1 to 570 and encodes 189 amino acids. Gene Ontology annotation, biological process: AMP salvage; adenine salvage. Lineage: Eukaryota; Fungi; Basidiomycota; Agaricomycetes; Polyporales; Fibroporiaceae. Gene Ontology annotation, cellular component: cytoplasm. The transcript has 4 exons. Gene Ontology annotation, molecular function: adenine binding; AMP binding; adenine phosphoribosyltransferase activity.
AUGGGAGACGUGGAAAGCCUGAAGAAGAUGCUCAAAACACAUUCUGAUUUUCCUAAGAAGGCGAGUGGGAUCGUCUUUCUAGAUAUAUUCCCGAUCUUUCGGGACCCAAUAGCGGCUGAGACCCUCAUCACGCAUUUUAUGCACCACUUGGUGGCGGAGACAGUGCCUCAGUCCCUGUCGAAAAAGGUGGACGUAGUGGUUGGACUCGACGCGCGAGGAUUCAUUCUUGCGCCCAUACUUGCCUUGAGACUCGGAGCCGCAUUCGUUCCUGUCAGGAAGAAAGGAAAGCUCCCGGGAGAGUGCGUCACUGCGACAUAUGAGAAGGAAUAUGGAUCUGUUUUCUAUCAGGACGAGUUUGAGAUGCAAGCCGACGCGAUUCGCCCUGGUCAGACCAUCAUAAUUGUAGAUGAUCUCAUCGCCACCGGUGGGUCGGCCAAGGCAGCGGGACAGCUCGCUGCGAAAUUGGGCGGCAAAGUGUUGGAGUAUUUAUUCAUAAUUGAACUAUCCUACUUGAAAGGCUCCCAAAUGCUAGAUGCGCCCGUUUAUUCUAUGGUGAAAGAGGACGACUAG